UAUAAGUAUCCCCUCAAAAUACAUAGGCGUGGGCACGCCUAACCUCAAACUAAUCGAUCAUCUAAUAUUUUGAUCAUUCUGAUGCAAGUAACAAUACAUCUAUCACGAUGUCCAAGACGUCGGCAGACGCAAACUCAAAAUUAGCAAAAAGCGAUAUGCUCCAGGCGAUACUUUUCGCUGACGAUUUUACAACGCGACUCUCGCCAACGGAAAAUAUAGUGCCAAGUAUUUUACUUCCUGUUUUAAAUGCACCACUCCUAAAUUAUUUGAUCGAGACUCUAGUUGCGUCGAGAGUCCAGGAAGUGUUUCUCUACUGCAGCAAUCACGUGGAUCUUUUGAAAAAUCACGUAAAAUCUAUAAAUCGACAUGACAUUACCUUAACACCAAUAAUUUCCGAAGGUUGUCGUUCUCUGGGUGACGCUUUGAGAGAUAUUGACACGAAAGGAUGGGUCAGAGGAGAUUUCAUUUUGAUCCGGGGUGAUACCUUCACAAACGUUGAUUUCAAGAGAUUGAUGAGCUCCCAUCAAAGCAGGGCCAAAAAAGAUUCAGGAACUAGCAUGACUUUGUUGCUAAGUAAUUUUGGGAACCUGCAGAAUUCAUGUUUGAGUGAAGAAACGUGUCUCACGGUUUCAGACAGUGUGGAUAACAAGGUUUUAUUUUUCAAGAAAGUGGGAGGGGAAAAGAAACUAAAAAUGGAACUACAGUGGUUUUUGGAUCACGAGGAUAUUAGAAUUAAUUCCGGACUUUUGGAUUCCCAUGUUUACCUUUGCUCGCCUACAGUUCUCCCACUUUUUUCUGACAAUUUUGAUUUCCAGACGAAUUUGAGAAGCUAGACUGCGGGCAGUUUUGCAUCUCCCGAUUGAACAUGUUCGACAUCUGCCCUUAUAAUAAAAAAUUUA
Molecule: messenger RNA, 899 nt
Organism: Belonocnema kinseyi
Lineage: Eukaryota; Metazoa; Arthropoda; Insecta; Hymenoptera; Cynipidae
Product: translation initiation factor eIF-2B subunit epsilon-like
Exons: 2
Coding region: 108-833 (241 amino acids)
Biological process (GO): biosynthetic process
Cellular component (GO): eukaryotic translation initiation factor 2B complex
Molecular function (GO): translation initiation factor binding; guanyl-nucleotide exchange factor activity; translation initiation factor activity
Source: RefSeq, a predicted model, not a curated record